Messenger RNA from Wyeomyia smithii (pitcher-plant mosquito), 6196 nucleotides. It is a transcript of the gene DNApol-theta, whose product is annotated as DNA polymerase theta. The record is from RefSeq and is a predicted model, not a curated record. The transcript is spliced from 7 exons. Bases 141 to 6017 code for a protein of 1958 amino acids. Gene Ontology annotation, molecular function: DNA binding; ATP binding; DNA-directed DNA polymerase activity. Gene Ontology annotation, biological process: DNA-templated DNA replication; double-strand break repair via alternative nonhomologous end joining. NCBI's taxonomy places the organism in Eukaryota, Metazoa, Arthropoda, Insecta, Diptera, Culicidae.
CAUGAGUAGCAGAAUAACAGUUUUUCCUCGCCUGUCUGUCAGUUUAACGGCAGUGACAAAUUUUUACUCUAAUAUUAUAAGUUUUAUAAGUUUAGUUUUAUUAAUUUAUCUAUUUGUUUUGUGUUGUCAAAUUGUUAUCAAUGUCUGGUUUCUCCCAAUCGUUUUUUCUGGGAGAUCAUACGUUAGAGUUGCUCGAGAAUCAAGCUCCGAAAAAUGGUCCUUCGACUCCUACCGGUGGAAAGACAUCUUCCGGUCGCCGAGUUACUCGAUCCAGUCAGACCAAAGCUGCCAAGCGGCAAAGCAGCGAUGAACAGCAGCAGCUGGAAGUCGUUGAGGAAUCCCCUACAAAUUCAACUCGAGUGGGAGCCAGCGAAUCACGCCACAAAAGUGUCCGGGAACGCCUUAAAACUAUCGGCACACAAUCGCGCUCACGGUCUAGAAAAAACCUCCGUCGGAAUAAAUCGGACUCUAUAAUGAUGAAUGCUGACGCGGACCAUCAGCAAAAGCAACCACCGCUCGAGCGGUCAAGGCAGGUGAAAGCACGCAGCGAGAGUCGGGAGCAGUUAAGUUUGAUUAAUGAUAAUUUUUCGGAACUCUUCCAAAGUGACAUCCGUUUUGAUGGCUUGACACAAAGGAACAAAAACUCGGAUGAAUUACCAAACGAAAUUAACAUAUCAAAGCUGCUGGAGUCGGAUGUCAAUUUUGAAACUUUGGAAAACGUUCAGCCGCCGGGAAGUCCAACGGAUACAAAAGUGGCCCGCAAUAGUGAUAACUUAGAAAAUAUCUUUGGAAGCAGCGAGUUUUCUUUGGAUCAACCGCGCAGCCAAAGCUUGGUUCCGAAUUCUAAUGGACUCGACAACCUUUUUGAGCAAAGCAUUUUCACACUAGAAGUUCCUGCUCAACAACAGCAGAGCAAAUCGCAAGAGCACCGUUCGCUGAACAAUUUUAUAUGCAGUGAGGAUUUAAGGGAUUUUUCCGAUCUAGAGGAGUCGUUACGAGUUAGAGAGGAUGAUGUGGAUAUUGCCGAUGCUCUAGUAAAUGUGGAGAAUGCUAAUUUUACGCAACUUCCGUUGCAAGAUGAAGUUGAAGAACGUGAUAAAAUUGAUCUUUUACUGAGUCAGGAGGUUGAGAAGUCCAAGCAAAGUGUAAUUGAUGCUUUAAAGCAGAAUCAGACGGCACAAUGUUUAAGCUUAUCAGGAACUCUGAGCCAAUCUCCCAAUGGCAGCUUUGCUGCUUCAAAAUCUUUUCGAGCAACCUGCCAACCUGCUUCUGCGGUGCUGCCGAUGUCACUGGAUGAUUCAAAAAAUCUCCGCCUUGUAGCUAACUGGGGAUUACCAGAUGCAGUUACGAAAGCCUACGCUCGGAAAGGAAUUACGGAGCUAUUUCAGUGGCAAACGGAUUGCCUGACAAACGCGAAAGUGAUUCUGGAAUCGGCCAAUCUAGUGUACAGCGCGCCGACAUCCGGCGGUAAAACGAUUGUCAGCGAGUUCCUAGUAGCGAAAACCGUCGUUGAGCGUAGGAAAAAAGUACUAGUUAUAUUACCCUUUGUGGCAGUGGCUCGGGAGAAGAUGUUCUAUCUUCAGGAAAUCCUUUCUCCGGCAGAAAUCCGCGUAGAGGGUUUUUUUGGUGGUCACACAGCACCCGGAGGAUUCGACACUGUUGAUGUGGCUGUUUGCACCAUCGAAAAAGCUAAUUCUAUCGUUAAUAGACUUUUGGAGCAACAGAAACUUCCCGAUGUUGGAUUGAUAGUGGUAGACGAAGUCCACUUGAUAGCCGACCCGUCUAGGGGUUACAUACUGGAGCUGCUGUUGACAAAGGUUCGCUUUGUUUGUGACAAGCUUAGUGAGAAGAUUCAAAUUGUUGCAAUGUCAGCAACUUUACCCAACAUUGAACUGCUAUCCGAGUGGCUGCAGGCGGAACAAUUUCGAACAGAUUUUCGGCCAAUCGAGUUGAAGGAAAUGGUAAAACUGGGCACGUGCAUUUACGAUAAUCGGGGCAAAUUGAUUAGAAAAUUGGAUACUGAUAUAUACAAAGGAAUCAUGAGAGACCAGGACAACCUUGGACAACUUUGUUUGGAGACCAUCCUGGAAGGGUGUUCUGUUAUCGUUUUCUGUCCGUCGAAGGACUGGUGCGAACGUUUAACAUUGCACCUGGCUGAGUUCAUUUAUACGGUGAAAAAAUCAGAAACGGAGCUUGGGUUGAAACUUCGAACCGAAAUGGAUCAGGAAAAAAUGGAACAAACACUGAGCCUGCUGAAGAACUGUCCAACCGGCUUGGAUCUGGUUUUGGGUAAAACGGCCCGCUAUGGUUGCGUGUAUCAUCACGCCGGGCUGACCGCCGAUGAACGGGACAUAAUCGAAAGCUGCUUCAAGAAUGGUACACUGCGAGUGAUAGUAGCGACCAGUACGCUCAGCAGUGGUGUUAAUCUACCCGCCAGGAGGGUUAUCGUGCGAUCACCUUUGUUCGGGGGAGCUCAAAUGAAUGCACUGACCUAUCGACAGAUGAUCGGACGCGCUGGACGCAAGGGACGCGAUGUGCUUGGCGAGUCGAUACUGAUGUGCGACGGGCAGAACCAAAAGGCUGGCUGGGGACUGGUCAACGCGGAACUGGCACCGAUUGCUUCAUGUCUGGAUAGCGAUGGAUACAGUCACCUGAAGCGCGCGAUCCUGGAGAUAGUUGCAUCGGGAGAGGCCAGCACCACAGCGGAUCUGGAGAAAUUUCUCAACUGUACGCUGUACAGCUGCGAAAAGAAGUGUCCCUUCCGUUUCGAUCUAGAAUCGUUGGAUCGGAGCGUUCGAUCGAAAUCCCGUUUGCGUCCGAACGCGACAACAGAUGCCACCGAUAGGUCGAUAGAUCCCAUCGCCAGAUGCGUGCGCUUUUUGUUGGAGUACGAGUUUAUUAGAGUGCAGCACUGCGAGGAAACCGGUGAAGCGAUUAUGACGGCAACUCAGCUUGGAAGUGCCUGCCUGGCCGCUUCCAUGCCACCGCGAGAUGGUUUUCUGCUGUUUAGCGAGCUGCAAAAGUCGCGUCAAUGUUUCGUGCUGGAAACGGAGCUGCAUGCCAUCUAUCUGGUGACUCCGUACUCCGUAAGUUACCAGUGGCAGAACAUCGACUGGAUGGCGUACCUGACCCGGUGGGAAAAACUGUCCGAAGCUAUGAGACGCGUCGGGGAACUGGUUGGUGUACGUGAGGCAUUUCUAGUUAAGGCACUGCGGGGUAAUGUGAGUGCCGAUGAUUACCAGUCCCUGCAGGUGCACAAGCGAUUCUAUACGGCACUGGCACUGAAGGAGCUGGUAGAUGAGAAACCGUUGGGCGAGGUUGCGCAAGAUUUUGUUUGUACGAGAGGGCUGCUGCAGAGUUUACAGCAGCUGGCAUCUACUUUUGCAGGUAUCGUAACAGCGUUUUGCACUUCACUAAACUGGAACCUGUUAGCCAUGAUUGUGUCCCAGUUCAAAGAACGAUUGUAUUUUGGCAUUCAACCGGAUCUGCUGGAUUUGAUGAGGAUUCCGAGUUUGAAUGGACAGCGGGCGCGUAUGCUGUUCAAUGGAGGAAUAAUCGGUCUGGUUGAGCUGGCCAACUCCAGUUCGCUGGCGGUCGAGCGAAUUUUGUACAACUGUGUUAGCUUCCAAACCGAGCAGAAACGAGAGGGUGAAAAUGAGUUCGAAGCGCAAAAGCGAAUGAAUUUGCGUAAUUUGUACGUUACUGGAAGGGCCGGGCUGACGGUGAAAGAGGCAGCUGUUUUGUUAGUCAAGGAGGCACGAAACUAUAUUCAACUGGAGACGGGAGUUCGUAAUCCUGACUGGCAGGACACUGAACCCGUAGAUGAAAUGAAGGGAAUCGAGGAUGAAGGACCCUCUGUGACUGUAACAGCUUGUGCAAAUGGUUCCACAUCGGAGAACAGCCACAAACAAGCAUCCGUUGUGUCAUUUGAAGUUUCUGAAACGGACAGCAAUCGUGAAAUUGAGCAAUUUCACAAUUCACUCAUUAUGAACUUUUCACACGUGCUUAGCGGCGAUAAGGAUGCAACAACUAAUCAGAGUAGAAAAUACGAAAGCAUCAAUGUGGUAGAUCUUUGUGCAGAUUUUGGGCUCUUCCAACGAUUUCAGGAAGAGCUGGAAAAAGUUUGCUCGGUUAGUGUAGCCUUCGCGGUUUGCAGAUUUGAUCGCUCUAAGUCAGUUAUAGGGGGAAACUUGCUAAUCAAUCAAAGAACUAAACCCGAACAGGAGGAAGUUUUGAAAAACUAUCCCUACGUUUUUGAAGAGAAUUUCUUUCUCAGCGGUGUAGCUUUCACCUUUCAAGGACAGCUCGAUGAAAGUCUGAACAAUGUUGUGUAUCAUCUCAAUCUAAAGAAAGAUUCUGUAGUGAAGUGUGACUUGAAGCAGAUGUUGAUAACGAAUUUAUUCGAACGUGCAAACCUUACCCUGCAGUUGCUCGAUGCUAAGGAUCAGCUCAAGAUGGUUUAUCGUAGUGGCUUGCUUGCUAUGGAUCUGCAUUUGGCGGCUGAUUUGCGCGAUCCGAGAGUUGCUUGCUGGUUGCUACAGGCAGAAGAUAAAACUCUUCCGUUUCAGGCGAUGGUACAACAAUACUGCCCGGAGAUGUUGUCCCUAUGUCAGUUAGCAGGUCGCUGUCCAGGUUCUAUCGGUCCGGCACAGAACUACACAAGCGCAAUCGAUGGUCGAAUUCGAUGCACAGUGGAGAGUUUUAUCCUCCACCACAUGGUCGCUGCCCAGAUGGAACAGUUUGCCCAACUUGAUCGACCGCAGGAUAUGUUGGCCGCUUUCACCAGCCGUGAAAUGCCCCUCCAAACUGCGUUGAUCGCGAUGGAAUUGGUCGGUUUCCCGGUGGACGGCAGUAAACUGUCCAACUUGAUCGACAGAUUGCGCCAGGCGAAAGAGCGAAUUGCCGAGCGAGUAAGACAGCUUAACGGUGGUCAAAGGUUGGACUUUGGUUCGGCUUCUGCUGUGGCAGCAGCCCUGCGGGUACCGAAGGAUCGAAAUGGUCGGGUGAAAACUACCCGACAGGUACUGGAACGCAUCGAUUCACCACUGGCGACAUUGGUUAUCGCUUAUCGCAAGAUUGAAAGCAAUCUUAGCCGAACCAUUGAACCGCUGUUCCGCUCGGUUCGUGAUGGACUGAGGAUCUAUGGAACUAGCUUUUGUUACACUUCUACCGGUCGUAUUACAAUGCAUGAGCCUAAUUUACAGACGGUCGUGAAGGAUUUUAAGGUGGAAAUCGAUCCCGGUAAGGUUGAGGUAUUCAGUUGUCGUAGUACAUUUGCAUGCUCAGACCCAGCAAGAGUUUUGCUUUCGGCUGACUUUUGUCAGCUAGAACUGUGUGUCCUAACUCAUUUAUCCCAAGAUCGGCGACUGCUGGCUAUCAUGAAUGGAGGGAAAGAUGUUUUCCGAGAAAUCGCUGCCAAGUGGAACCGGAUCGAUGAUGACCGAUUGGUUUCCGAUGAGCUGAGAAACUGCACCAAAGCGAUCGUUUAUGGGGUUGUCUACGGGAUGGGCGUGAAAUCGAUGGCAGCCGAAUUGCACGUCGAUGAGGACACGGCGCGUACGCUGAUGGAGCAAUUUCAUACCACGUAUCCGGAGAUUCGACGCUACACGGACAAGGUAAUACAGAUUACACGAGAACGGGGCUACAUUGAAACAUUGACCGGGAGAAGACGAUAUCUGCCGGCCAUUCAGAGUACGGAUUUGAAGAGGCGUGCCGAAGCGGAGCGGCAGGCCGUCUGCACUACCGUUCAAGGUUCGGCCGCUGACAUUCUCAAAAAUGCUAUUCUGCGUAUGAUGCGCAACUUGCGCAAGUAUCAUGAGACGUUACGGUUGGGACAGGUUGACCUGGUGCUACACUUGCACGAUGAGCUGAUAUUUGAGGUACCACACGAGCACGCUCGGAAGGUGGCUAAAAUUUUGAAAUCCAGCAUGGAGAACUGUGCCAAACUUAGCCUGCCGUUGCGGGUCAAAGUGAAGGUUGGUCCCAGCUGGGGUGAAUUGAAAGAAAUUCAGGUGUGAUAAUUGUAUAUAUUAUUGGUUUGAACAAUAAACUUGUGAUAUUUAUUUUCAUCUAAAGUUGAAAUUCGAAGACACAAUUUACGCUGAAAAAGCAAUAAAAUAUGAACUUCAAAGUUUUACGUUUCUUAGUAAAGCGACUUCUGUAAGACUUGAUUAUAAUUUGAAUUAUUAUCAAACAA